Hydra vulgaris (swiftwater hydra) is the source of this 1680-nucleotide messenger RNA. RefSeq lists its product as uncharacterized. The record is from RefSeq and is a predicted model, not a curated record. Lineage: Eukaryota; Metazoa; Cnidaria; Hydrozoa; Anthoathecata; Hydridae.
UAUUCUUGUUACAAAGUUCAAAUAAGUUUAGUUUUGCGUCAAAUAAUCGUGCUUGUUACAAUUUAUAAAUUCUUUUCAUUAUUCUAGUUGUAUCGUUGGUUUAACUUUUUAGAGACUGAAAUUUUUGUCAUAAGUUUAAACUUCUAGAGAUUUAUCAUGCCUGGAGCAAACUGCGCAGUUUAUGGCUGUGGAAGUAGUAGGUAUAAAAAACAAGGAGAAGAUACAGUUAGUAUUUUUAAACUUCCAAACCCAAAUAGAAGCGAACUUUUCUCAAAUUGGAAUAAAGAAAUACUGAGAAUUAUCACAAGAGAUAGAGUUGUAUCCCUUGAUUUUAAAAAACAAAUCAAAAAGAAUAGUGUUUAUAUAUGUGAAAAGCAUUUUGAAUAUUCAGAUAUAUACACCUAUCAACACAAAAAAGAAUUAAAAGAAUUUGCACUUCCAUCAAAAAACUUACCAAAAAAAACUUUAUCUGAAGAUCUCACUGUGCAUCGUAAAAAAACAGCACUUGACAAACGAGCUAUGGCUUUAGCAUUACACGGUAGUAAAAAAGUAGAUAAAAAAUUAAUUUAUAAUGAUUUUGAACAGUUUCUUAAAAAAAUUAAAGUAGCAGCAUUUACUACAUGGACUGUUGAAACUUCACAAAACUAUGUGUUAUUUAAAGUUAUUGAUGGGAAACAUUUCAUACCAGAAAUUGAGCUACAUGUGGAUGAGAGUCUAGCUUAUACUAUUCGAGCUUAUGGUUGGCUUUUACCAGACACCCAUCAAAUUUAUAAGAGUAAUUUACGAUCUGUGCGAUACACCAUGAUAUCACAAUUUCUCAAUCACAUUCGUGAUUUCUAUCUGUGCAAUGGAAUAUCAUCCAAUGAAGUAGAAAAUUUUUUGCUUGUAAAGAGACAUGUCGUUAGCAAACUAUUUUCAAUCGAAGAUGAAAAAUGUGAUGAUGGUCCUACAAAUGAAACAGUGUAUUUCAGAUCUUCUACAUGCAGUAUUCUACAAAUUGAGUCAAGCAUUUGUAAAGAAUGUAAAAUAUUAACUAUAAAUAGUAGCAAAGCCAUUAAUGCAAAAAAGAAAAUCUUAAAAACUCCAGCUAGUAUUAAAGCUCCUGUUAAAUAUACUGCGCCUGAAAGAUUACUUCUUACUCUCCAAAAUCAAAGAUCUGAAAAUAGAUAUUUAAAAAAGCAAAUUUUGGAACUCAGGCAAGCCAUUGAAAAAAAUGCAGUAUCAGUUGGAGAAAACAUCCAUCAAGAUCUUCAAAAAAUUAUCAAUAGUUUCUCAGAAAAGGUAAAUUUAAAUAGAGGAGUUUCGUCUUUCAUGAAAUUAUUCCUUUCAGAACAGUUAAAAUAUUUAACAGAACACCCAUCUCAAACACGAUACCAUCCAAUGGUAACAAAAUACUCUUUAGCUUUGUAUGCAAAAUCUCCAGCUGCAUAUGAUCUUCUGCAUUUACAAAAAGGUGGAAAAGGUAUACUUGUUUUGCCUUCUCAACGCACUUUAAGAGACUAUAGAAACUACAUCAAACCACAAAUGGGUUUUAAUAGUCAAUAUGUUCAGGAGCUUGCUAAAUUAGUUUCAAACUUUUCCGCACUUGAACAAUACAUUAUACUUUCUUUUGAUGAAAUGAAAAUUCAAAAUGAACUUGUGUGGGAUAGCACACAGGUGAUUUAAUUGGUUUUGUUGAUC